Messenger RNA from Falco peregrinus (peregrine falcon), 654 nucleotides. Its product is annotated as prostate stem cell antigen-like. The transcript is spliced from 3 exons. NCBI's taxonomy places the organism in Eukaryota, Metazoa, Chordata, Aves, Falconiformes, Falconidae. Bases 47 to 415 code for a protein of 122 amino acids. The record is from RefSeq and is a predicted model, not a curated record.
CAAGGGAAAAAAAAAACGUAUUCACCACAAGAGAGGCUGUUCCAAAAUGAAGAUUUUCCUUGUCCUCCUGCUAGGAGCAGUUCUGUGCUUGGACUCAGGUUCUUCUUUGCAGUGUUACAGCUGCACAUGGCAGCUGAGAAACUCCAACUGUCAGAAGAAAGUGGACUGCAAGACUACGGAAAUGUGCAAGACAGAUGUGAUCAAGAUCAUAGGGUUCAUCAAAAUCAUCAACAAGGGCUGCGACUCGUCAUGUAGUGAGUCCUAUCAGGACUUCAGCAGAGGCAGCAGGAAUAUCUCCUGCUGCAGCAGCGACCUCUGCAAUGCCAAUGCAGCAGGCAGUGUGAGGUGCAGCUAUGGGAUGGCAGCAGGGAUAGCAGCCAGCGUGCUCUGGACCUUCCUGAACAUCAGACUGUGAGGACCAAAGAGGAAUUCCAUGACCUCAAAAGUCUUGGAGCACCCCGCCUGUAACAGAAAUUGUAACUGAGAGCAAUGGUGGUUUGUUGGGCACGUCGCAUCCCUGGAGCUGAUGGUAGAUCUUUGCCGUAUGAUAGCUUCUUUAUUACUGUUAUUGUAUUGUUGUAGUGUUACCAGAUAAGAAAACAUGUGUUCAUACUAUCUGCAUAACGCCUAAAAUAUACUUAUUUCUGAAGCAAG